Molecule: messenger RNA, 4245 nt
Organism: Contarinia nasturtii (swede midge)
Lineage: Eukaryota; Metazoa; Arthropoda; Insecta; Diptera; Cecidomyiidae
Product: cilia- and flagella-associated protein 43
Exons: 15
Coding region: 1-4245 (1414 amino acids)
Biological process (GO): cilium assembly
Cellular component (GO): axoneme
Molecular function (GO): protein binding
Source: RefSeq, a predicted model, not a curated record
AUGGCAAAAAAUGCAUCGAAAAUAAUUGUGUGGGAAGUGAGUUCAUCAGUUGAUUUAACAUUUGACGUGACGAUAGCGCAUAAAACGAUUUUUAAUUUGGAAAUUCAAAACAAAAUAUCGGAUGUGAAGGGAACUUUUGAUUCAGAAGGAUCACUUUUUAUUGCGCACGCAACUGGAAUUUGGCAUAUUAAUCCGUCUCAAAAUAAAAUUUUCAAAAUAAUCAAUUUUCAAGAAACGAUCAAUGCUAAUCUCAUUCCUGUUAUCAGUUACAAAAAUGGAAUUGUUGUCGGUGAUUUUCAAUCGAAAUUGAAUUUUUUUAAAAAAUCGGAAAAUGACUGGUCUAUCAUAUGGGCCAUUGACUUGAACUAUACACCAGCGAUAUUGAUGAGUGUAGAUAUCAGUUCAAUUGUUUUACUCUCAAUAGAUGGCAUUGUCGAUAAGUUACAUGAGCAGAAAUCCAAUGGAAUUUUAAAUGCAAUUACUACGUUGAAACGGGUUGUAAAAAAAUGUAUUCUCAUCAAUCCACGCGGUACUUUUUUGAUGUUACAAACAAAUUUGGAUGAAAUAAUCGUGGUGCAAGCUGAAUCUGGUCUCGAAGUUUCAAAGUACGCUUUGAGUGGCGUAAGUUGCAUUGAGUCUCACGAAACAUGUUCGAUUGUUGGUGUUGCUACAUCAUCCGGUACAAUAUUAUUCUUGGAAAUUGAUGAACGGGGCAAUGCUGAUCUCAUAGCAAAAUAUAAUUUAACUUCGUCCAAAAUUGUUUUUAUUAAAUUUAUACCGAACUCCACGAUCUCAAUUGCAAUUGACAAUGAAAACGGUUUAUUCGCAAUUAAAAGAGAAACGAAUAAUAAUGAGGAUAUUAAAAAGUUUAUUGUACUCGAACGUAGCUACUUGGAUUAUUCGAUGGUGAAAAUAAAUGGAAACCUCUAUGCGCUAAUGUUGCAUGAAAAAUGUGGAAUUGGUUCAAAUGAAUCACAAUCUAGUAUUUUUGAUUAUCUUACAAUUGAAGAAACAACACAGUAUUCACAUCAAUUACAAACAAUUCCAAUGAAAAACCACUAUUCGGCCGCACAAUUUCAAUAUUAUGAUGUAAAUAAGUUUAUAUUAUGCGCACGAUUGACAGAUAUCGAUAUAGUUCAAUGCAUUUGUGGUGAAAAUGGUAAAAUAGAAAUGAAUAUACAACAGACAAUCCCAACUACACAUUUAUUUGGUCCAAUAAAAUUCACCGUGAACGCAUCGUCGAUUUUAACAUUUGGAUGCGAUGGUCAAAUUCAAUUGUGGGAUAAGAAUUCGAUGCGAUUGGUUAAAUCAGUAAUCGCACAUGAUAAAUUCUCAAAAGGUGUCAAGGAUGCGAUUUUUGAUCCGUUACAAAGAUAUUUGGUGACACUUAGUUGUAGUGAGAAUGUGAUAUGUUUUAAAAAUAUUACGAAAACUUUCGAUUUUACAUGGAUAAAUGCCCCAUUCGAAUCGCAAACGGAGAAAAUUGAAAUAGUCAACAUUGAUGAAAUGUUAGAAUCAUCCCCAGUCGAAUCAUGGAAAAACGUUGAAUUGGCUCGUUUGUCCAAAGAAGAAUGUGAAAAUUACAAAUCUCAAUUAGAUGAAAUGCAACAAGAUUUAGAUCGAAUCAAAACAACGAUUGUCAAUUACAUAGAUAUGAAUGAAAAUGAACCGCAAGAGGAGCAAUUUCCGAUUCAGUUUUUCAAUUUGAAUGCAACCGAGGCCGACAUCAAAAGUGGCGCCCUAAAAGAGCAAAUCGAAUUGGAACGCGAAAUGUUGGAAAAGACAUUCGCCGAUGAAAAAGCAAGAAUUGAGAAUAUAAAACGAAUUAUUUGGGAUUGUUUUGAAACAAAGCCGCAAAAAGUGCAUGGCAUUUUCACCGAUAUUUUCAUACAAAAUUUUCCACUCACUGCGUUGGAUGAAAAACUUGGCGAUGAAAACAAUUUGAUUAAAGUGCUUGAGAAUCCAGAAUUAUUCGCUCAAAUUUGUAAGCUUAAACCAUGGAUUCAUCCGAAUAUUGUGAGCAAAGAGCAUAUUCAGUGGCCAGAAAGCGAAAUACAAUCGACAAAAACCACCGAUCGCUUCAGCACAUUCGCAUCGAAAAUAAUUGACCAACAAUUGACAUCAAAGGUAAAUUUAGAUUAUAACUUCUUCAGCAUAUUGCCAAUGGCACCGGAAAACGUUGACAUUCGUGAUGAACACGCGGUGAAUACGUACAAUAUAAAAAUCUAUCAUAAUAUUGUUCGGCUGAAGAAACUAUUCAAUGACAUGUUUGUGAAAAUGUCGAAAGUAAAAGACAAUGAAAUGGAAUUGAUGGCACAGCGUAAUGAACGUUUGGAUCAAAUUCAUAAAGAUAUUAACCUUUUGCAGCGACUUAAUGCCGACGAAAUUACACAAUUUGAUCCAAUACAAAAAUGCGACUAUUUUAAAGAUGAUAGUACGCAUUCGACAAUGUUGGCCAUUUCAACUUACAACAUAGACUCACAGUUUGAUGACAUUUCCGAACAAGAUUCCGCCAAAUCAUUGAAAACAACUCGAAAUCAGUCAUUUUAUGAACGAGCUUUAGACGAUAUGAUGGACGGUGUUCUGCAAGUUUGUUGGGAAGAUGAAUUGAAAAAAGAACCACCAAAACCACCAUGCAUGUUACAAAAUAUUCCAGAUUCUCAGUUCACCGCAGCGGAAACGGCACAAAUUGACAAAUACCGUGAGAAAAUAACCAAAAUUCGAAUGGAUCGUCGUGAAUAUAUUGGCAAAUUAUUUGAAGAAAAGAGUGCUUUAGACACUGCCAUUGAAUUGAUGGUGAGCAAAUUGAAUCGAUGCUUGGAAAAUAUCAUUAAAACCAAAGUGAAGGCACAAUUUGCCAUCUCGUCUGAACAACUCAAAAUUUUAACUUGCGUUCGAGAUCACCUGAAAUUCAAGGGAUUUUGCAAAAAAGAGAAACAAAUUCAUUUGGAAAAAGAACAAUUGAAGUCGGAACUGAAUAAUCUUAUGAAAAUCCAACAAAUGUUAGAUCAAAAUGUCGUUGCAUCAAAGAUCAAUUUCGAAGAAUUGACGGCAAAAGAUCAGUCAUUAGAUAAGCAAUUUCGCACCUUUUUCUCAGAUAUUGUAUCAGCCGCUGUUAUUGAUCAGGCAUAUCGCAUUUUUAAACGACGUCCGAAAGGUCGUUUAACCACAUGUCAAUCGUCUACUAUUCUUGCUGCUAUGAUUAAACGUGUUAAUACCAUAAAUAAAAAACAUCAAGACGAAACAUUAUUAUCAGAUGAGUGUAUACAAUAUUUACAGUCUCUUGAUGCGAACGAUAAAUUUAGCAAUGCACCAAAUUCAAUUGAUCAAUCGGCAUGGAAUCAUUUAUGCAAAAUGCGAAGAACGAAAAUUGAAACUGAGUUUAAGCUAAGACAUGCAACAGUAAUCUUGGCUGAAGCUGAAUCCAGUCUUGCAACAAACAAUAAACAACUCGGCACAAAAAGAGCGCUUCUCACUCAAUUAGACAAUAAACUGUAUGAAGUCAGAGAGGCAAAGGAAAAUUGUGUGUUCAAUCGAAAAAAUCAAAUGGUAUUCAAACUUGGUAACAUUAAAAUACCGUUAACUGGUGAAAUGGAUAACUUUGACGCAACAACGAUAUUGAGCAAAUCUGAAUUGGCCCUAACAAAUUCAUUGAUACAGGAAGCUGCAGUGAAAAAGUUAAAAAUUAAGCAACAGGUCGAUUUAUGCCAUCGUCGCGUUGCCUAUUACGAAUGGAAACAGUCAAUGUUACAAAUGACAAUAGAGGAUUAUAAAAUCAUUCUCAAACGAAUCGAAAAGUGCAGUAUCACAAAAGACGUGAAGCUAUGGCUACACGAAAAAAUGGCGGCCAAACCAAAGAAAAUCAAAAACCAAAUCCAUCAAGAACCUUCGCCUGAUGAACACAAAAAUGACACGUCGAAUACAAUAAGUGCACUAAUGAAACGAAUCGAACAGAUCGAAACGGUUGUGUCAAGAGAACGUAAAAAGAAUAACGAACUUGAUUGUCAAAUUGCAGCGCUGAAAGUGAAUAUCGAUGAACGAAACAUAGCCCAAGAUUAUUUGAUUAGCGAAAAAGACAUAAUUACACGAAAUGAACGAAUGUCCAUUAUAUUAAAGCGUUCGAAAUUGGUCCGAAAGAUACAAGAACAACAUGCUGAACUGUUGGAAUUGAGCGCAACAUUGGAAUUACAACAACUCCGAACGUAUCCAACGCUAAAUGUUCCAAUCUAUCAACAAAAUCUCUAA